Durio zibethinus is the source of this 1928-nucleotide messenger RNA. RefSeq names its product putative choline kinase 2. Gene Ontology annotation, biological process: phosphatidylcholine biosynthetic process; phosphatidylethanolamine biosynthetic process. Gene Ontology annotation, cellular component: cytoplasm. The record is from RefSeq and is a predicted model, not a curated record. Lineage: Eukaryota; Viridiplantae; Streptophyta; Magnoliopsida; Malvales; Malvaceae. Gene Ontology annotation, molecular function: ethanolamine kinase activity; choline kinase activity.
UUGAAGAUCGCCUCGUAUGUCGGAAAAUAAUACUACAAAAACGGAAAACCAUCUGCAGGAGAUCCAACGGCCAGGAGGAUUCCUUUCCGGUGAAUUCUCAUCUUUCCCCUCCGGUUUUCUGCGGUUCCUCAUCAUAGAAAUCUCCUCCUUUCCAUCCAUAAGGAAGAAUCCCUUCUUUUUGUUCGGGACAGCCAUUCCCUUGUUCAGAUAUUUUAUUUAUAAUCAAUAAAAUUUUGUGGAGUUUUGGUGGCUGUGUUGUUAUGGGUGCUGCAACUAAUGUUGUAAACAAUAAAGAGGAGAAGUUGCCACGAGAAGUAAAGGAUGCUCUACAAUCAUUGGCAUCUGAGUGGGAUGAUAUAGUGGACUCAAAAGCUUUGCAGGUUAUCCCUCUUAAAGGUGCGAUGACCAAUGAGGUCUUCCAAAUAAAAUGGCCAACCAGGACAGAUGAUGUGUCACAAAAGGUUUUAGUUAGGAUUUAUGGUGAGGGUGUGGAGGUGUUCUUUGACCGGGAUGAUGAGAUCCAGACAUUUGAGUUCAUGUCAAAGAAUGGGCAAGGACCUCGUUUGCUAGGACGGUUCCCAAAUGGGCGAAUUGAAGAGUUCAUCCAUGCACGGACACUGUCAGCAUCUGAUUUGCGUGAUCCAGAUAUAUCAGCUCUAAUAGCAGCUAAAUUAAGGGAGUUCCAUGAACUCGAGAUGCCCAGUCCAAAGAAAGUUUGGCUAUGGAAUAGAUUGCGAAAUUGGCUUAAUGCAACCAAGAGGGUUUGCACUCUGGAAGAAGCUAAAGCCUUUCGCUUGGAAGCUUUUGAGGAGGAAAUUUCUAUGUUGGAAAAGAAACUCUCAGGGGGCCAUCAACACAUAGGUUUCUGCCACAAUGAUUUACAAUAUGGUAACAUAAUGAUCAAUGAAGAGACUAAAUCAAUAACCAUUAUUGAUUACGAGUAUGCAAGUUACAAUCCUGUUGCCUAUGAUAUUGCUAACCACUUUUGUGAGAUGGCUGCUGACUAUCAUACAGAUACUCCCCAUAUUAUGGAUUAUAGUAAAUAUCCAGGUUUGGAAGAGCGCCUAAGAUUUCUGCAUGUAUACCUGAACUCAUCAGGUAAGGAACCUAGAGACACUGAAGUGGAGCAGCUGCUUCAAGAUGUUGAGAACUAUACUCUAGCAAGCCAUCUCAAUUGGGGCUUGUGGGGAAUAAUAUCGGAACAUGUGAAUGAAAUUGACUUUGACUACAAGGAAUAUGCCAGGCAGAGGUUUCAACAGUAUUGGAUGCGGAAGCCUGAGCUGUUGGGCUCUUCUUGAGGCCCUACUUGUUAGUGUUAAUAAGGAAAAGCCAAAUGGACUCAGAAGGAACCAGUUGGUCAUUUCAAGCAAUAUUUGAGCUUGGCCAAGGAAAAAGAAAAGCUAGUUUCAGGUAACCCUUUGUUUCAUCAAAUUGUGCACACCGAAGGCCAAAAACAAAUCUGCAACUGGGUGAAUUGCAGUGGAGGGAUGAAAUGAUGGUAAAAUAAAAGAAGUGAUAUGUAAUCCUUGAAUCAAUCAUUUUGUUUUGAGCAAUAUCUAAUAAUACAUCUGAAAGAUCCUAUCAUAUUAGUGUCCUUUUCGUUUGGUUGGAGAGGCAUUAGUUGCAACUAGCUACUUAGGGUUGUUCGGAUAUUUGUUGUAAGUUGAUUUGAAUCAAUCCUUUUUUAACUGAAUUUUGUCUACUUGAUCGCAUGAUACAUUUAGCUAUUGAAGUGUUCUUAUCGCGGGAGCAUAUCUUCUACAAUAACUGUAUUACAAUUAACUAAUCAGAUUUUAAAGUUAUAUAGAGUUUCCCAAAAUAUUAUUUGAAGUCCCCUCUUUUAACUGAUGACUUUCACUUGAUUUUUGAUUGGACAAUUAUAGCAUUAUAAUAAAAAAACGGUAAUGGAAAUGCUCUCUCCUAUCACU